Messenger RNA from Actinia tenebrosa (Australian red waratah sea anemone), 2780 nucleotides. RefSeq lists its product as uncharacterized. The record is from RefSeq and is a predicted model, not a curated record. NCBI's taxonomy places the organism in Eukaryota, Metazoa, Cnidaria, Anthozoa, Actiniaria, Actiniidae.
UCGCAAUUUGGUCGACCAACAUGACCUGGUCCUUAUGAUCCUGAAAGAACUUCUAUAUAAAAAAAAUUAGAAUUUAGCCUUUUUCUUACCAUGCCACCAAAUGCUUUUAAGCCAUUAUUAGUUCAUUGGUGUGUUUUUUGGUAUUUUGAACUAAUCAGUCGGCGGCCAUUUUGAAUUUUCUCUACUAAUGUAUAUGAGCUGAUAACUUAGUAGUAGAGUAGGCAAUCAGAGCGCGCGAUUGCUCAUAUUCAGCGAUUACUCAUAUUCAUAUUCAUAUUUAGCCCGACUUAAUAUAUUGUACAAUGUUAAGUGACGCGAGACCGUCGACUGAAGACGACAUUCCUGUGAAAACUUUGUGAGUAGAGUGUAUUUGAUUAUAAAAUCAAAUAAAUUUGUGAAAUUCUGAAAAGAGUAUGCUUUUUAGUAUGGAAUCGUUGGCUAUAGUUUUGGUUUCUAUAUUGCUUUUUCGUUCCUCAGAUGCUGGAUCAUUCACUUGGCUACAUUCGGAUGAUACAGUGAAUGUUGUGGAAGGUGACACGGCAAAGCUCAACUGGAGUGUUCGUAUUAGUGCUGGUAAGACAUGGGUAGCCGUCAAGAUCUCAAGGGGCCUUAAAGAUGGUGCUGGUCCAGGAGACGUCGACAUGAUAUGAAGAAAGCCGUCUGGUGUAAAGAUACUGCUACCCGAACGAGGUGCUGACAUGGACUUAGAUGUUCAAACAAAUUUGAACGUUCUCAAUAUUACUUUCUCGCUUCGUAAUCUAUCAAGGAAAACUGACGAGAUGUAUUACAGAAUAACUGUGUACGACGAUUACUUUGACAGUUCUUGGAGAACCACGAAGUUGAACGUUUAUGUUCAUUCAUCGUGUACCAUACAUCCUAAUACAACAACAGUUAAGGAAACAGACAACGUGUCAUUAAACGUCACCACCACAGGAAACCCACCUGUUUAUGAGUACAUCUGGACUCAUCCUAAUGGAAGUAGACUGACCGCCAAUAGCACACUGACAUUUACUGCCUCAAGACAAGAUACUGGAACAUUCAAGGUGUCUGUGUAUAAUGGUGUUGGUAAUCGGGGUAUUUGCACAAGUAACGUCACUGUACAAUACAAGCCAGAAAACACAAACAUGAGCCAUUCUCCAAAUAAGACAAAAUUUUGUCUUGGAAAUCUCAUAACUAUUACUUGUACAUCUAAUGCAAACCCUCCUGUUGAAAAGUACUCUUUGUAUCGAAACGAGAAAUGGAUUCAGGAAAACGAUUUUGGUCUAUUCAAAGUGCUGCUGGACAAAACAGGGACAAACAGAUUUACCUGUAAACCUGAAAACCAGAUUGGAGUCGGGGAAAACAAAAGCUUAACUUCGAUCAACGUUACAGAACCAACGGCAAUCAGUAACUGUCAAAUAUUAGAUAACGGAAAGGAAAGGGCUUUUGCUGUUGAGGGAAGAAAUGUAAUUCUGAAGUGUAUUAUCUCCGGUAGUGAGCCGUUAAACAUAAUAUGGACUAAUGGACAGCAAGUGUGGUAUGACAACACUGUCACAUUUGAACCAGUCAACAGGAGUGAUACUGAUACUUAUAAUCUGACAGUGAGCAACGGAGAGGAAUGUAACAAUGCAGAAACGAGUUUCAAACUUGAUGUAUAUUAUGUUCCUGAGCGUACUAUCAUCAAAAUCUAUCCAAACAAGAUUGCAUUUUGUCGUGGAGAUCAGAUACACGUUAACUGUACAACAAGUGCAAAACCACAGGCUAAAUACUCGUUGUAUCAAAACGACGAACUCAUAGGCUCUAGUAAGAGUGGCCAUUUUUUUGUUGGUUUAAAUGUGCCAGGUAACGUCUCCUUUACGUGUGUACCGAGUAAUGAAGCUGGAUAUGGGGAAAAUAGGAGCGUUACACUGGAAGUGAAAGCAUCACCGGGAACCAGUCACUGUAAAAUGUUAGAAAACGGAAAGGAAAGGACUUUUGCAGUUGAAGGAAUAAAUAUAGAACUGAAGUGUAUUAUCUCUGGUAGUGAGCCCUUAAAGAAAACAUGGACUAAUGGACGGCAAGUGUGGAAUGACAACACUGUCACAUUUGAACCAGUCAACAGGAGAGAUACUGGUACUUAUAAUCUGACAGUGAGCAACGGAGAGCAAUGUAACAAAGCAGAAACGAGUUUCAAAUUUGAUGUAUAUUAUGUUCCAGAAUCUACAGCAAUGGAAAUCUAUCCAAGCAAGAUUACAUUUUGUCGUGCAGAUCAGAUCUACGUUAACUGUACAGCAAGUGCAAAACCACAGGCUAAAUACUCAUUGUAUCAAAACGACGAACUGAGCAGCAGUAGUAGGAGUGGCAUUUUUGUUGUCGAUUUAAAUACUUCAGGCAACAUCUCCUUUACGUGUGUACCGAGUAAUGAAGCUGGAUAUGGGGAAAAUAGCAGCGUUACACGGGAAGUGAAAGGCUUACAUCCUCCGGAACUGAUUGUAUCUAGUAAUAAAAGCUACAGUCAGUCCAAUCCACUGGUAUUGUUCAACCUUAGCAUCAACGCAUGUCCCAGUAACACAUCCCUGUCUUGUAAUCCUUCUGCACCGAAUAUAUUGACUACCAUCACCAGCCAUGAUGCAGGAUUAAAUGGAAAACAGUAUUUGGUGGUGGUUAUCAUCCAGAAUGAUGUGGACAGUGCAAACAUUGUAUGUAAAGCUGAAAAUAGCGUCGGUGUACGAGAAAGGACAUUGCAUUUUUAUAGACAAGCAAUACAUCCCAAAGAUAAUUCCCCGAUUCUAAUUGAAAAGCAGAACAAGACACUAUUUACA